ACCAGCCUCAACGCCAGUGGUACAGAUCCAGAUGCCAUGUUUGUCUUGUCACAAAUUGCCUGCGCAGGAUCCAUACAACAUGGUCGAAGCUAGUCAGAAUGGCUCCACGCCCGGAAGCACCAUGCCUGAUGCUGUCUACGGCUUCAUCGGUCUUGGGAACAUGGGCUUUGGAAUGGCCAAGAAUCUGAGAGCGUCCAUGCCCAAGCAGUGCAAGUUGGUGGUAUGCGAGCUCAACACCGAGCGAAGAGACGAAUUCGCCUCGUCGGUCGUUGGACUGAUAGAAGUGGCAGACAGCCCCAAGAGCGUUGCAGAGCAAUGUGACAUAGUCCUGACCAGCUUACCAAACGGAAACGCAGUCAAAAAGGUGUUCACAGAUCCAUUCAAUGGCCUGCUGUCGGCAUCUUCAAGCGGGCGCAAAAAGUUCUUCCUCGAGACAUCUACUAUCGAGGUCAGAACGUCGAACGAAGUCUUGAAGGAGGUCGAAACGUCCGGCCUUGGGGAUUUCAUCGACUGCCCAGUGUCCGGUGGCAUUCCGGGAGCCGAACAAGGAAAUCUGACAUUCAUGGUUGGCGGGAACAAGGACUUAUUUGAAAGGGCGAAGCCGAUUCUGGCGACCAUGGGGAAAGAGAAGAACCUCAUCUUCUGUGGACCGCCUGGAGCUGGUCUCGCUACCAAACAAAUCAAUAACUACGUGGCCAAUGUAUCUUACGUUGCGCUCUGCGAAGGCAUGAAUACCGGCAUACGAUAUGGGCUGGACCCCAAAGUCCUUGCAGGCAAGUCCGGAAUGAGCUGGAACUCGCUCCAUAUGAACCCAGUGAAAGGGGUACAACCAGGAUCAUCAGCGUCGAAAGACUUUAAAGGCGGCUUUCGGACCGAACUGGCAAAAGGCGUGACAGACAUGGCAGUGCAACUCAUGGACGACGUUGGCGCGAAGCACGUCAUGGCAGAUGUCGUCAAGGACAUCUACGCAAGGGCGGUCAACCAUCCUAAAUGCGCAGGACAAGAGUGUCGGAGCAUAUACAAGCUGUUCUCGGAGAAUGAUGGCCAGGAUCUGGGGACGACUAGCAUAGAGUGA
Exophiala viscosa is the source of this 1075-nucleotide messenger RNA. Its product is annotated as 3-hydroxyisobutyrate dehydrogenase, variant. Gene Ontology annotation, cellular component: mitochondrion. The record is from RefSeq and is a predicted model, not a curated record. Gene Ontology annotation, biological process: L-valine catabolic process. Gene Ontology annotation, molecular function: NADP binding; NAD binding; 3-hydroxyisobutyrate dehydrogenase activity. The transcript has 4 exons. Bases 32 to 1075 code for a protein of 347 amino acids. Lineage: Eukaryota; Fungi; Ascomycota; Eurotiomycetes; Chaetothyriales; Herpotrichiellaceae.